UUAGCACGUACGAUUUUAAUUUUGAUAUCUACCAUUAAGUCAUAUCUACAGUAUGCUAAAAGUCGGCCUCAUAUACAAAUGGCCUAUUGUAACAUUCAUGACGUGAUCUGCAAUUUUCGAAUAACAAAUUAUUAUUUAGCCUUAGCUAUCAGUUGAUAGUUGACUGUCGUAACGCACGCACGUUCGUAUAUGCUUCUCGACUAUCUAUACAGUUAUACGUUUUCUUUUUGAAUUGUACUGUCUUUUUUAAUUUUACUUUUAUACCUCUGUUUUAUUUUACUAUGGAGGACACUAAUUUUUCUGAUAAAUUGGACGACAAAGUUUUCAAAUCCAUCAAUGAAAUCAAUGAUCUUAGCGAUCUGCAAAAACGUAUUCCAUUCCAUUUCAAAGAAUAAAUUAUGCACUGGGUUCACCUAUUAAUGGAUUAAUGGAAGUAGCUAAUGACGUCCAGAUAAAAAAAUGGUGGAACUCACUGCAAAUUUAGAAACAUUGCGCUCGGCAAUUCAUAAUUUUUCGUUUUCUAUGUAUAAGGAAGUAGCUAAAACUGAAACGGGAAAUAUUUUCUAUUCUCCAUUCGGUAUCCAUUUGAUUAUGUUUAUGGCUAGUACUGGAGCAGCUUCAAAAACAUUUGAUGAAAUAGUAGCCACUAUACAUCUAAAUGAAUCUUCUCAUUCAAUGGAAACAUAUAGAAAAUUAUUGGAAGACUUAACAAGUGCAAAAGAUAAUUUAAAACUGGCAACAGGAAUGUUUGUCGAUACAGAUGUUGAUGUUAAAGAUAGUUUUGUGAAAAACUCUAAGAAAUAUUUAAAAUCUUCAAUGGAAAAAUUGGAUUUCAAGAAUGACCCAGAAAAACAGCGACAAUAUUUAAAUAAUUGGGUUUUAAUCCAAACCAAUAACAAAAUCAAAGAUUUUUUUUCCAGCAAAGAUUCAAUUACUGAAAUGACUGCCUUAGUAUUGGUGAAUGCUGUGCAUUUUAAAAGUGAUUGGGCACAUAAAUUUAAAGAUGUUUAUGAUGGCUAUUUUUAUGUGACUCCAAGCAACGAAGUAACAGUCAAAAUGUUGAAUCUCACACGUGAUUUUCAAUACUAUCAUGAUACUGUUCUAAAAUUCAAAGCACUUGAAUUACCUUAUAAACAUCAUGGUUUUAAAAUGAUAAUUUUAUUACCCGAUGAUAAAGAUGGUUUGAAUAAUCUAGAAAAUAAUUUUUCAAAAUUUAAAUUACAUGACAUUUCAGAGAAAAUGACCCAGGAAUAUGUUGAUGUCGAAUUACCUCGUUUCAAAAUAGAACAGUCACUGGAAUUAGAUAAAACAUUAUCCAAUCUUGGAUGUCCAACAAUGUUUAUACCUGGAGCCGCAAACUUUUCUAACAUCGCUGAAGAUGUUAAACUGCAUCUAUAUGUGACUAAAGUCUUGCAUAAAGCAUAUAUUGAUGUAGAUGAAAACGGAACUGAGGCUGCAGCCGUUACAAGUUUCACACUUAGGAAAGGGUCAAGACGUUCUAAAGAUUUUGUUGUUGAUCAUCCAUUUAUAUUUUUUAUUUCAACUAUGUGUAAUUUUAUUUUAUUUGUAGGUCGAAUGACCAAAAUUGAUUAAGUAGCACAACAUCUUAUUUGAGUAAUUUUAAUAUUGGCUUUAUAUUUUGUGAACAGCAUUAUUUAUUUUGUAUCAUAAAUAUUAUGUUUGUUAAUUUAUUUUGUUAACAAAUGUUAUUGAUUUAUAUUAAUAAGAUAAUAAAUAUUAUUUAUUA
Messenger RNA from Metopolophium dirhodum (rose-grain aphid), 1747 nucleotides. RefSeq names its product serpin B4-like. The transcript is spliced from 9 exons. Bases 460 to 1593 code for a protein of 377 amino acids. Gene Ontology annotation, molecular function: serine-type endopeptidase inhibitor activity. Lineage: Eukaryota; Metazoa; Arthropoda; Insecta; Hemiptera; Aphididae. The record is from RefSeq and is a predicted model, not a curated record.